AUGUUGAGAAAGUUAAUACUUCCCAGAACCAUGGUAGUCACUAGGAAGCAAACAUUAACCACCGUCACAGUAAAGGAGGAUCCUACCUCGCCGGUGAAGGUCAAAAAGACAAAAAAAACCACCGUUACCGUCAAAAAACCGUAUCUUGAAGAUGCAAUUCUGUUCAUCAAAGUUCCCGAAAAUUUGGAAUUGCCCAAAGAUUUCGUCGAAUACCAUACGAAAGACUUCAUUGAGGCAGCUAGACAUAUAAUCAAAAAGGAUCCUUCUUUAUAUCGUUCGAUAGUAUACAAAACGUUUCCUCACUACAAAAAGGAAGGCAGUGAAAUUGUCAAGAGUGAUCAAGAACUAAUACUCAGCUACUGGCACUCGCUUAUAUCGAGCGUGGUGAGUCAGCAGAUAUCGGGCCUGGCAGCAAGGUCCAUCAUGAACAAGUUUGAAGCUCUUUUUGAUGGAGAACCAACCCCGCUGAAAACGCUCACUUUUACCUUUGAUGAGCUAAGAGAAGUGGGACUUUCCAGGAUGAAAAUAUCCUAUGUUCAAAGCAUCAGCGAGGCAUUUUCGGAUCCCAAUUCAAACCUUUGUAAGGUGCUGUUUUACAGGGACGCACCAUUGGAAGAAGUUGUGAAGGAAUUAGUUUCGUUGAAAGGAAUAGGAGAAUGGUCAGCUAAAAUGUUUGCACUUUUCACCUUGAAUGAGUGGGAUGUGUUUGCUCACGAUGACUUGGGAGUAGCAAGGGGCAUGGCUCGUUAUCUUACUAAAAGACCAGAGCUUUUGAAACAAAUUAAAGAAGAGGUUCAACAGAACGAAGAAAUGAAGGCACUUUUAAAGAAAAAACCAAAGUUCGCUACUACAAAACAGAGAGAUUGGGUACCACUCCACGACCAGUACUUGAUACAAGGAGCAAGAAAAUUCAGCCCGUACAUGCUGGUGUUCAUGUUGUUAAUGUGGAGAUUAUCUGCUACCAAUAUCGAUGUUCUCGAAGCAGCUAAGUCUGAACAGUGA
Molecule: messenger RNA, 1002 nt
Organism: Meyerozyma guilliermondii ATCC 6260
Lineage: Eukaryota; Fungi; Ascomycota; Pichiomycetes; Serinales; Debaryomycetaceae
Product: DNA-3-methyladenine glycosylase II
Exons: 1
Coding region: 1-1002 (333 amino acids)
Biological process (GO): DNA alkylation repair; base-excision repair; base-excision repair, AP site formation
Cellular component (GO): protein-DNA complex; nucleus
Molecular function (GO): DNA-3-methyladenine glycosylase activity; alkylated DNA binding; DNA-7-methylguanine glycosylase activity
Source: RefSeq, a predicted model, not a curated record